Molecule: messenger RNA, 954 nt
Organism: Andrographis paniculata
Lineage: Eukaryota; Viridiplantae; Streptophyta; Magnoliopsida; Lamiales; Acanthaceae
Exons: 1
Coding region: 1-954 (317 amino acids)
Molecular function (GO): nucleic acid binding; zinc ion binding
Source: RefSeq, a predicted model, not a curated record
AUGGAUGCGGUGUUACGUCAUAGUCCUCCGGCUUUCACGGGUCAAUCGGACCCGACUAUUUUGGGAGAAUGGUUGGAUCGUUUGGAGACUAUAUUUGAGGUGGUGAAAUGCCCGGAAGGAGAGAAGACGAUGAUAGCUGCAUAUUAUUUAGAAGGACUAGCCAAGAAGUGGUGGAAUAAUGAGAAGGCUUCCGGGAGCAAUUUGGUUGGAUUACCGUGGGAUGCAUUCAAGACGAUGAUAAGGGCGCGCUUUUAUCCUCCGCACAUUCAGAGAGCAAAGGAGGAUGAGUUUAGUGCCUUGGUGCAGGGCAAUAUGACGGUGGAAGAAUACUUCACGCGUUUUAAUGAAUUGGCUGACUACGCUCCGGAUUUGGCAGCGAAUGAUCGGUGCAAACUGACAAGAUUUGUUGGUGGACUGAAUAGAGACCUUCAGCGGUUCUUAGCCGGCUUCAGUGUGUCGACCCUUCAAGAAGCGUACGAGAAAGCAGCUAACAUCUAUCGGGCAAAUCGAAAAGCGUAUGAUGAGCGGAGGGAUGGAGCCCGCAUGGCAGAUAGAGGGAAAGGGAAGGUGAGCGAGGGUUUGAAGAACUAUAAGCGAAAGGAUCAAUCGGAGAGGUUUUCGGGUACACCCUAUGCAUCUCGCCCUAAAUUCACUCAGGGGAAUUCGAGUGACAAUCGUGGAGGUCCGACUAUUUGUAGCAGAUGUGGAAAAUCUCAUCCUGGAGUUCGUUGUGACUGCCAACCCAUCACUUGCUAUUACUGCCAUGAGCCGGGACAUGUUAAGAGGUUUUGCCCCAAGUUAGUUGGAGCUCCGAAUGCAUUUGAGAGGACCCCGGUUCCACAGCAGCAAGGUCGUACACUGCCAUUGGCACCUCAGCGUGCAAGAGGAGGGGGAAGGAGUGGCCAGAAAGGUCACAUUAAUGUCAUGACGAGAGGGCAAGUUGUGGAGAACUAG